Bursaphelenchus xylophilus (pine wood nematode) is the source of this 2338-nucleotide messenger RNA. The record is from the annotation of a GenBank genome assembly. Lineage: Eukaryota; Metazoa; Nematoda; Chromadorea; Rhabditida; Aphelenchoididae.
AUGAAAAAUGGACUUGUGCUAUUGGUGAUUUUUCUAUGUUUGGCUGUAGAAAUGUAAGUUUAGGCGCACACAGAAGGUCCUACAAAAGGUGACUUUGUGAGUUUGUAAAUUUCCGAGAAUAUUUUUUUACAUUCGUUGGGCCAUGGCCACAUAUGGCUUGGUACAUAUUUCGUGGGACGAAGUAGGUUUUGUCCAUAAACUUCUGAAAUGCUAUGCUCGAAAAUAUGCCGAAUUUUUGCAAUUUUUUUGACAUAAAAAUCUCUGUUGUUAUGUGAAUAUAAGGCCAAGUACGGCUAAUUCUAAAACGGGAAAAAGUGUCCAAAAAUGUCUUUGUUUACUGUACCAACCAUCUUAACAACGGUAUAGCGUUAUGGUGACUUUCACGCUUACUACGCUUAUAAUUAGUUUACUUCGCCGACGGUGAUUAACGACGGUGUGGUCGAUUUUUUGACAGUUUGUUUCAUAAACUGUAAAAAAACGUAGUUCAAGAGUAGUUGUACCGGCUCUUUAAAACUGAUUGCUUACAAAUAGUAUCCUUGAAAAUUCGAAUCUCUUUUGUUCCAAGUUUUGCCAUGUUCUGACCUUCGACUUUGCUCAAAAUUCCAGAGAAUGUGCGCUGUUUGCAGUGCUGGUCUCCGGCUCUCGAGGCUGGGAGAAUUACCGGCAUCAAGCCGAUGUCUGCAAUGCCUAUCGAGUAAUCACAGCGCAGGGAGUGGAGCCGGACAACAUCAUCACCAUGGUUUAUGAUGACAUUGCCAAUGAUCCUAGGUAAAAUUAAUUUAUCUUUGAUACAUUUUGAAGCUUCCGAUAAUUAGAAAUGUUUUAGAAAUCCUUUCCCCGGCAAAAUCUUCAACAGCGGCGACUUGGAUGAUGUUUAUUCCGGGAUUAAAAUCGAUUACCGAGGAGAUGAUGUGAAUGUGGCCAAUUUUCAAAAAAUUUUGUUGGGAAUUCCAACUGGCGUGGGGUCGGGGAGAGUUUUGAAUAGGUAAAAUACGGGUCUUAUAGUUCUGUGUUUAUAGAGUUAUAUUUUUUUUACCCGUUAGUAUCUUUCAGUACAAUUGAUGACAAUGUUUUUGUCUACUUUUCGAACCACGGAAACACUGGAUUUGUGGGGUUUCCCAAUCAUCAAAUCUUUACUGCCAAGGAGUUACAUGUCCUUCUGGAUGCAAUGAAGGCUCGUAAUCGAUAUGGGAAAAUGCUUGUUUACAUUGAAUCUUGCUUCAGUGGGUCGUUGUUCAAUGGAAUUUUGAGGGAGGACAGAAACAGUAAGCGAAUUUAAGAAAAAAAAAUAUUUUUUUAUAUCUUCUAAUAGUAACAUUUUUCGAAAAAUUUGUCACCGAUUUUUCAGUCUACGCUCUAACCGCCUCCAAUGAGCGAGAAUCCUCCUACGGCACCACCGAUUCCAUUCAAGACAAAACCGGGACCCGCAUCAUUUUGGGCGAUGCUUUUUCCGCCAAUUGGAUCAACUCCAUGCUAACCCAUGAUCUCACAGCCACCACUAUCGACGAGCAAUUUGAAUUCGUUCAAGAGGCCACCAAAUUGUCGCAUGUUCAGAGAUUCGGGACCUUGUCCAUUGGGCAGAUGAAAGUCGCUGAAUUCUUGCAAAUUGCUGGGUUUAGAGAGGAGCGAGUGGUGAGUUUGGAUUCAUGAUAAUGUAGAUUUUAUUUUGAUGACAAAUAAAAUGAAAUUUUAAAUUUUUUUUCGAUUUUUUCAGAGUGGAAAUCCGAAAAUGGCGAACAGUUCGAUGCCUUCUUGUGUGAUGCCGGAGCUGAUAAUGAUCGAGCAAUUUGAAAAAACACAGGAUUUGAAGGUGAAGGCAGAGCUGGGGAAGAAGUUGAGGAAGAUCAUUGAUGUAAGAACAAUCUAUAUUUAUUAGUCUGUCGGGAAAAUAAUGACCACAAAGCCGCAUUUUUUGGCGGCGAUUUUCGAUGCGACAGAGUGCUCAUUAUUUUCCCGACAGACUGAUAUUAACAUACCUCAUCCAUACGAAGUAAAUCUGUUAUAAUUUCACAGGUAAAACAUUCCAUUGAAAAGAGCUCCAUGGAGCUUUUUGUCGCCUUAUUCCCCACCUCUCGCGCUGACAAACUCUCCGAUCCAACAAUGGAUCCCCGUCUUCCCCCUCACAAAAUCACUCAACUCGAUUGCCAUGACAAAGUUGUUCAUGGUUUUGCCGCGAAAUGUCCGGAAAUGAUGGAUGUAAGUUGAAGGUGACAUUUAGAGGAGUCUCUGAUUUCAGAGCGACUUCAAGAACCACUUCAUUGCCACAAUUACCAACCUCUGCGAACGAAUGGUGCCGGCCGAAGAAAUUGCCGAACAAAUGGAAAAGAUUUGUCGUUAG